CGUUUUCUUGUGGGUAAGCCAAGGAACCAGCUUUCACAUUCUUGGUGCUAACACAGCUUUCUCUCAAUCUCUGCGCGUGCCCACAACGCCAACCUCAACCUAACGAAGAGUCCUCCGCUCUGGAUCCACGUAUGGGUAAUGUUAUAGCCGCCCUUCGUCGCAGGCGAGCCCAACAACGGGAAGUGGAGAGGCAGCCAACUACAAGGAUCCUUGCGACACAGCCUUCGAUCAGACACAGGAACGAUAAUCGUCGGAGGAGACUACUGACCAAAAAAUACUCAUAUAUACCUGAUUAUUACACCUCCCUCGAGCAGGUAACAGCUGCCUUGAGAGAAUCCGGUUUAGAAUCAUCAAAUCUGAUACUUGGUAUUGAUUUCACAAAAAGCAAUGAGUGGACAGGGAAACAUUCAUUUAAUAAUCAGAGCCUGCAUAAAAUCAGUGAUAUACCUAAUCCUUAUGAGCAAGCCAUUGCCAUAAUUGGGAGGACUUUGGCUUCAUUUGAUGAAGAUAAUUUGAUUCCUUGUUUCGGGUUUGGUGAUGCGACCACUCAUGAUCAAGAUGUAUUUAGCUUCCACCAUGAUCACUCACCUUGUCAUGGAUUUGAAGAAGUGUUGGCCUGCUAUCGAAAGAUUGUCCCACACUUGAGAUUAUCAGGACCUACUUCUUUUGCACCUAUAGUGGAGGCUGCAGUUGACAUUGUUGAGAAGAGCAAUGGGCAAUAUCAUGUGUUGGUCAUUAUUGCAGAUGGCCAGGUCACUCGAAGUGUGGAUACGGAUAUUGGAGAUCUUAGUCCACAGGAGAAGAAAACAAUUGACUCUAUUGUCAUGGCAAGUGCUCACCCACUGUCCAUUGUGCUUGUUGGAGUUGGUGAUGGACCAUGGGAAGACAUGAAAAAAUUCGAUGACAAGAUUCCAUCACGAGAUUUCGACAAUUUCCAGUUUGUCAACUUCACCGCUAUUAUGACAAAGAAUAUGAACCCGGCAGAAAAGGAAGCAGCUUUCGCCCUUGCUGCUCUAAUGGAGAUCCCUAUCCAAUAUAAAGCAGCCAUGGAACUUGGAAUUUUAGGUCAUGUCACUGGGACAGCCAAACGAGUGGUACAACGUCCUCCUCCUUUGUCUAUUACCCCUCAACGAUCAUCAAGGAGGGAACCUAACCCGUCGCCGUCAGCAAUUUCUGAGCAAAACCAGGCUUGCCCAAUUUGCUUGACCGAUGCAAAAGACUUGGCCUUUGGUUGCGGUCAUAUGUGCUGUAAAGAAUGUGCUCAAAACUUGACAAGAUGCCCAAUAUGUCGAGCGGUUAUCCGAUCACGUCUAAGGUUAUAUUCAGGAUGAUGCUGGCUAAAAAUUCACAUGAAUUGCAUCCCAAAAGAAAAAGAAAAAGAAUUCACAUGAAUUCACUAUAUGUUCAAGCCUUGUGUUUUCUUUUUUUUUGCGGUUGGUUUAGAAAUGUUUUGCCUACUGCAUAGCCAAGAUGAAUAAGUAGAGUACGUGUUUAUAUGUACUUGGCUGUUGUCAAACAUUAAUGUUGUGGAUUUUUUUUAAAAAAUUUUGUCUGUGUAAUAAACAGCUUUUUAGAUCCUCAUAGCCUUGCUGAUGUUUUUGGAUAGUUUGUCGUUUCUUUUAUUUGCCUGUCGAUUAUUAUUCGAGGGCAACUUGGGUUAAUAAAUCAGAUAUUGGA
Molecule: messenger RNA, 1677 nt
Organism: Elaeis guineensis (African oil palm)
Lineage: Eukaryota; Viridiplantae; Streptophyta; Magnoliopsida; Arecales; Arecaceae
Product: E3 ubiquitin-protein ligase RGLG4
Biological process (GO): protein ubiquitination
Cellular component (GO): nucleus
Molecular function (GO): ubiquitin-protein transferase activity
Source: RefSeq, a predicted model, not a curated record